Messenger RNA from Yamadazyma tenuis ATCC 10573, 2235 nucleotides. Lineage: Eukaryota; Fungi; Ascomycota; Pichiomycetes; Serinales; Debaryomycetaceae. The record is from RefSeq and is a predicted model, not a curated record.
AUGAAUAUCAAGGCAGAAGACCUCCACCAAUACGGAUUCAACAACAAGCUUCGAAAGCGGUUCGAGCGAGUCCGGAACAACAAGGACGACCGAUAUUGGCUUGCUCAUACCGAGCUUACCGAGAUUGAAACAUACGUUGCCAUCAAGCCAUUUUUGAAGAACUCUGAGUAUCUGGUGGAAGAUGAAAACUCCUGGGUCAAUAAAAAUGAGCUAUUCUACGACCCCCGGUUCACUUUAUCCAUAUACUUGAAUGCCAUUAAGCACAAAUACACCCAGGCUUCUAUAGCCCAAGGUGGUAGUCUUAAGGAAAAACCGGACUUGAACGAGCUCACCAGAAUCGAAUUGCCGUUCAACUGGGUGGACUGGUUGGACUUGACGCUGUUGAACGAAGAGUUGGCAAAGCCCAUGGACCAACGAAUUGACUGCCCCUAUAUAAGAGGAGGUACCAAUAAUGACCCCGAUCCGGAGUAUUUCUGUUGGGAUAACAUUCGUUAUAGCGAUGACAUGGUGAGAGAUUUAGGGUUCAGAAACAGAAACCAACUUCCUAGAUUCAUCAUCCAUGGUCACUCGACACACGAUGACAGGCCUUUCAAUGACUUCAGAGUCAUGGAAGCCAAGUGCUAUGCGUUGUCCCAACAUCUACCAAAACCCGUCAAGGUGGUCAUCUUGAAUGGAGAAGGUGGAACUUAUGAAUUUGAUGUGAAGCAAAACACCAACGAGAAAAUGAUCACUUCCGAUUUGAUUGACUAUUUUAUUGAUACAAACAUGUAUGAUCGGAAGGAUUUGAAACCGGACUCGUUGGUCACAAUCAAUCAUAUCAAGGAAUUCGACGACUUGAAGGCCAAGGUUAUCCCCAGAACCUUGUCAGAGUCGGAGGACUUGGUGGGAAUGUACAACAUCUUGAGAAAGACCCUGAACCCCAGUGCAAGCCGUGAGCUCAAGUUGACGGAGGAAAUGUUUCAUUAUAACAAGGAUUCGAUGAACAAGCAAAUUGAGGAACUCGAAGCAAAAGGUGCCUCGCAGUUGACCAUCAAUGAGGAAAUGUACUUGCAGAGCAUCAAGUAUUGUGCCGAAUUCCCCAAUUCUGAUGACGAGGAAACCUAUUUCAAAAUGGCCACCAUCAGAAUCGACGACGACAGAAACAGAGAUAAAGAAUGGGGAUGGCAUUACGACUGGAGGUUUUUCAACGGCGCCUUGAAUUACGAUAGAAUCGGAUGGAAUGAGCAGGAAAUGAACUACAGGUCAAAUAUCAUUUUGGACAGACUCUUAAGAAACUGGAAUCGAUUCGCUGAAGAAAAGGGGCUCAUCAGCUGGAUCAUGCACGGUCCAUUAUUAUCCUGGUUCUGGGAUGGGUUAAUGUUCCCGUUUGAUUUGGAUAUCGACAUCCAAAUGCCUAUGAGCGAGCUCGUCAGACUUGCCAGAGAUUUCAACCAAACGUUAAUUGUCGAAGACCCAGCCGAGGGGUACGGGAAAUACUUUAUCGAUGUGGGAAGCUUCAUCCACAACAGAGACAUUAGUUCCAAGUCCAACCAUAUCGAUGCCAGAGUCGUGGAUGUGGAUUCUGGUAUCUACAUCGAUGUAACGGCUCUAGCCAAGUCAAAAGCAAAUGCUCCUGAAGAGUACGACAGCAACGUCUUGGUAGAUAUUGCCAAGCCGCAAGAUGACGAUCAAGUGGAAAUCUAUAAUGACAGAAGGAAGCAUUUCUACAAGUUAGAUCAGCUAUCUCCAUUAAGAUAUACCAUGAUGGGAGGAGUGCCAGUAUUUAUUCCUUCCACCAUCACCAAUCGGUUGGUGUUUGAGUAUUCCGAGGGAUUGACCAACUUGGAAUUCCACGACUGGUACUUUGUGCAUGGUCUUAACUUGUGGUUAAAGAAUGAUAUAGUGGGUCUGAUAUUCGCAGACGAAGAGGUGAAAAAUCCCGAAGGUGAGUACGACAGGGAAAAAAUGUUAAGGAGAAUAGCCAAAAUGGACGACAGCGAUAUCUUCAACUUACUAGAUACCUACGAUGAGGUUCUCAUGGAGUACUACUUGACCAAAGAUUUGACCGACUAUCACGACAUGGAGAAACAAUACUUAUUUGAUAGCUAUGGCCGAGACAACAAGAAGUUGGACCUCGACCCACACAUGAAAGACGAAUACAAUCAGUUUGUGUCAACCUUUAAGAUGUCCAAGCCAUUAAGAAAGUCCUUGUGGGAUUACGAGAACAUAGAACGUAUCAAACACCAUAACUCUUGA